Metschnikowia bicuspidata var. bicuspidata NRRL YB-4993 is the source of this 3568-nucleotide messenger RNA. RefSeq lists its product as uncharacterized. The coding region runs from base 13 to 3558 and encodes 1181 amino acids. Lineage: Eukaryota; Fungi; Ascomycota; Pichiomycetes; Serinales; Metschnikowiaceae. The transcript has a single exon. The record is from RefSeq and is a predicted model, not a curated record.
GAUUACCCCGCCAUGACACCGGCACAUGAUGCCCUGCAACAUCACCAAAACAGUGCAAACACACAUUUUGAACAUGGCCCAGGCCCCGAAGAUGGCAAAAAUGGCGAAACCACACAUUCUCAUCAGAUUGGCACCGACGACUUGGCACUAGAAAAUGCAAUCGGUGAUGCUUUCAAGCAAUUUGCCAUGUUUGGUGAAGAAAACAACCACGACUCUUCCGAACAUCAUCAAAUCAACUCUCAGAAUUCUGCUGCAAAUGUCGAUGGCUCCUCUCCUUUAAACAGUGAACCUAAGGAGCAUUCUGGUGAAAAUGUAGCUAUUCUGGACAUGGACCUAGACAAUGUUGUUGACACCCUAUUCACGUCCCUCUCAAAAGAAGACGUUUCCGGCAGCCCGGAAAAGACUCUCACGACUGACUGUGUAAAUGCAGACAGCGAAAAUCGAACAAGUAAGGAUUCACACUCUUAUGAAAUGAAUGCUGGCACAAACCUUGGAAAAGAACAAGAUCCACAACAACUACACCGGGCGCAAUGUCAGGAUCUGAAAAGCAAUUUGGAAUGUCGCAACCUUGCAAUGGGAAAUGAAAUCCCUGCAAGAACCUCCCAAUCCGACUCUGUAUUUGAAAAGAAGACAUCACAUGUUUCCAAACCCACAAAUGGUCCCUCUGAUCAUCACGAGUCACAAGCUCCUGACUCCACGCAUGCCUCUAUCGCACUGCCAGAGUCUGAGAGUGAUGUGAAAUAUUCUGCUAGCUCUCGUGGCCAGAAGUCUGGAAAAAGUCACACUAGUACGCCGGCUCAUGAUCUCAAAGAAGAAUUGUCUGCAAACCAAGUCUCAAAUUUGGACAGUGAAAGUGCAGUAAUCCAAGCUGGCCCAGCGUCAAACAAUGGCGACGGCGAGAAUUUGGAAAGCGCCAUAGGCGACGCCUUCAAGAAUCUUGUUCCAGACAUGUCUCCCGACGUGCAAACUUCUCCUAGAAUUACACCGGAUUCUUCCCAACCAGAAAGCGAACACAAUGAAGGAGAAGAUUUUGAUGACACAAAUCUCGAGGAUGCAAUUGGGGCAGCGUUCCAGUCUUUGGCGCAUGAUCUCGGAGAACACAAGAAGAGCACUUCUAAUCAGGACCCUAAUCUAAGCCCACUGAACUCUGAGAGCUGGGAGUACUCUGGCUCGCCUCAAAGGGUCCAUCAGCCAACUUCUGGCAACGUAGAACAUGAACUGAACCACCGACACGUGGAAAUAGACCUAGGCGAUAUUGUUCAAAGCGUCGUCCUGCAAAUUGGAAAUUCGGACCAUUCCACAGACCCAAUGCAACUGCAUCUGCAUCUGUCGUCGAUAUCCAAGGACAUCUUGGAAAGUUUGGCCUCUGAAAUCAGCAAUCAGGUCCAUACACCGGAGCCUUCCCAUCCGACUGGCCUCCAUGAAGACAACGCAUCAUCCCACACGCAAACGCUCCCACAUGCUGACUCUAAUCUCGAACAGCCUGAAGAUUUGGAUGCGGCGUUGAAAGCUGCUGUCGCAAACGCAGUCAAAAGUGCGUUCCCUGGUGGAAACACUUUGCUGACAAGUGUUGCGAAUCUUGCAUCCGAGAAGGAGCCGGAUUUAGAGCAAUCGCAAAUGAGCGAGAUUCUUCAAAAUGCCUUCAAUAUGGCAAUGCAAAAUCCGCAGGAUCUUCUUACAUCUUUGGACGCAGCCGAAGAAUUAGAGGCUGAGAUCUCAAAGACAAAUGGUGAACCUCUCACCCAACUGGUUACCUCGGAUGUAACCACUACAACUUUAUCAGACAGAAAGGUUUAUGGCAAAAAAGAGGAACCCCGCCUUGUAGCUCAUCUUCAAAAAGAACAAGCGGCUCUGACGGCUCAAAAGCCUCUUUCAAUUGCGCAAACUUUGGCGCUACACCGGUCAAAUAUGAGCACCUCCCAACGAGACUAUUCCACCAUUGAGUCCCUAGAAGACUCCAUUGGGCCAAGCCAACGGGCAGCUUUCCAGCCCUCCUCUCAAAACCAUCCCCAAUUAUCGACAAUCCUCUCCUCGUUGUCCCAGCAUAUUCAAUCAGGAACUCAUUCUUCAAAUUUGAUGCAGGUCAUCAGGCAAAUGACGAAUGCUUUGAUGCUCAAUAAGACGUUUCCUGCAAGUUACAACAAGGCGGCUCUUGAAGCAAUAAAGCUCAUAAAGAAUUCUCCUGACAAAACGUAUUAUAUCACUCGAUUACAGGAAGCAAAUCGGUUUGUCCUCAGCAUGUCUGGCGAUGAUAACCGACGCAAGGCACUGGCUUUACUCGUUAAUAUCUUGAUAUCAGUUGAUCCACGAAAAGAUAAGUCUGCGAAAGAAGAUUCACAUGAAUCAUCUUCCAGUGAGCCAAUUCCCAAAAAGUUGGGGGAAGAUGUAGCUCUGUUUUAUGGUGCCACGCUGUCUAUCCUCUCUGAAUUGGACAUACAGCGCCUUCGCAUGGUCAUGAAUGGUGUGAAACCAGAACUAGACUCAAAUGAGCAAAAGAGUCGUGUCAGAGAAGGCAAUCGAGAGAGGAAAAAAAAGUGGCGUGAAGAAAACGCCGAGAGAAACAAAGACAAUGACUUAAGAUGCCGGGUGCUCAAAAGAGCUGCACUCAAAUUUGGUGAAGGUUCUUCGGACGAUAAACUGGAAUGGAUUGAAAAGGAAUAUUUGCGGAGAAGAACACGUCGCAUUAACCGGCAGAAAAAGGACGAAGUCAAAGCCGAAAGUCCACCGCCAUCCGACGAAUCUUCGUCUCACCAUCCGGUUCUCGUCAAAAGAAUCUCUGAAACUUUUAAUUUAGUAACGGAGUGCGGCCAUGAUGAGGAUCCAAGUGGCGUAUUCAUGGCAGUUUCAUCUACAGUUGCCGUUGUUGCCUCAGCAUGUGCCGAAGAGCUAAAUAUCACGGAUUCGCUGGCGAUCUUUGAUCUGAUCUCCCUGACUUUAAGCUCUAUUUUUGACCAAGCCAUGAGAUCUGGAGCGUCUAGAAAGUUUUUAUUUCUUAUAAAGCGCGAGGACAAUCAGUUAACACCAACAGGUGCACCUGAAAUGACGCAAGAAGAACUAUUUCAGAAGGUUUCCAAUUUGAAAAACUUCAACUCCUCUUCUGUUUCGACCCUUGAUGCCUUGCGUGAGUCACAAAAGCGUUUAGGUAUUGAUUUCCUGAGUUCACUUGACAAGAGACGUAAAACAAGCAAUGAAACUGAUGUGAAAGACACCGGAGGCCAAAUUUCCGAAAGCGAAAGAGACAUUUUUACCUCAUCUUCCUCGGUCAACUCAUGGAGAACCACUAGCGGUUUGAAGAUGCCACUGUACAAAACGCCCGGAAAUGUCACCGACCCGGAGCUAUUCAAAGUGGAUAACUCAAGAAGAGAAUACGUCGAGCCCAUUCCAAAAAUUACCUCGCCGUUUAUUUCAAACAAGGUUGGUGUUGAAGCGUCCAGCCAUCAACCAAGCAGUCUCAAGAAGGGCGGUGGCCUCCAAAGGCCUGGGUUUUCUAAACCCGCCAAUAGGCCAAACAACAUUGGGUUUCCUACUCUCUACUCGACGUCCUUUAGACUGAAUUAAGGUCGAUUUU